AUGGCUGGCAUCAGUGGAGGAGGAGGAGGAGGCGAUCAUCUCCGAAAGAAGGCCACGGGGGUCCGAACAUGGCUACAACUGGACUCAACCGGCGAAUCAAAUAUAGUGGAAGCAGGGAAGCACGGUGUUAUGCGGAGGACUGGCCUGUCUGGCCUUGAUCUUCGGAUAUUGGAUCCUUUCCUCUCGUAUCCGUCCACUUUGAUAGGGCGGGAACGGGCCAUCAUCGUCCAUUUGGAGCACAUCAAAGCCAUAGUUACGGCACAUGAAGUCCUCCUGCUCAACUCCAGAGAGCCCUCCGUCGUGCCCUUCGUGGAAGAGCUCCGACACAGAAUCAUGCAGCACCACCAGGCUACCGAAGCACUGUCACGGGAAGAAGAGUCGCUAUUGACGAGGGGACAAAAUGGAGAAAAUACUGGACCACCCCUGCUUCUUCCUUUUGAGUUUGUAGUAUUAGAAGCCUGCCUGGACGCUGCUUGCGGUUAUUUGGACGAAGAGGCAACGGCUUUGGAGGAGGAAGCUUAUCCAGCAUUGGAUGAAGUGACUUCAAAAAUUAACACCCUCAAUUUGGAGCGGGUGCACAGGAUCAAAAACCGGUUAGCCCAAUUAUUCCAACGUGUUCAAAAGGUGCGAGAUGAGUUAGAGCGAUUGCUGAAUAACGACGAAUAUAUGGCUAAGAUGUAUCUGACAAACAAGCAUGCAGUUGAGAGGCAGCUUAGGAAUUCUUCCCUAUCCUCCAUAAAACAUGAAAUUGUGCAGAGAGUCCUGGAUGAAAGGGUUUCUGGUGAAACCUUAGUGCAAGACAGAGGGAAUUCCAGCCGUUUCAGCGUUGAUUUUCACCCUGCCGAACAGCACCACCAGCAACGGGCAAUCCGCACAGCCAGUUCUCUCAGCAGAGGAAGCCAAUUUGCAAUCCAUACUAGCAGUAGAAGAUACAUGAUAGGCAAAAGCAAGCAUCUCGGUGUGAAGGAUGUGGAAAUAAUCGUGGAAGCCUACUUUGUUCGGGUGGAUGCAACAUUAUCUGGCCUAUCAACUCUAAGGGAGUACGUAGAUGACACGGAAGACUACAUCAAUAUCAUGCUGGAUGACACACGGAACAGAAUGAUGCAAAAGGCGGUGUUGUUCAUGACAGCAGGCGUUGUGCUCAUGGCUUUUACCACUGUGACAGGAGUUUUUAGUAUGAAUAUCCACGACUUUAGUCUCUUCCAAAAGACUGAUCCUCCCAAUUACUAUUUCAUCUUAUUCUGCGGCGGCGGAACAGCUUGCAGCAUCGUCCUAUAUUUGAUUGCAAUUUCCUGGUAUAAGCACUUGGGAUUAAUGUGA
Coffea eugenioides is the source of this 1320-nucleotide messenger RNA. RefSeq names its product magnesium transporter MRS2-3-like. The coding region runs from base 1 to 1320 and encodes 439 amino acids. The transcript is spliced from 5 exons. Gene Ontology annotation, molecular function: magnesium ion transmembrane transporter activity. NCBI's taxonomy places the organism in Eukaryota, Viridiplantae, Streptophyta, Magnoliopsida, Gentianales, Rubiaceae. Gene Ontology annotation, biological process: magnesium ion transport. The record is from RefSeq and is a predicted model, not a curated record.